Molecule: messenger RNA, 2485 nt
Organism: Cryptomeria japonica (Japanese cedar)
Lineage: Eukaryota; Viridiplantae; Streptophyta; Pinopsida; Cupressales; Cupressaceae
Product: beta-1,6-galactosyltransferase GALT29A
Exons: 1
Coding region: 449-2053 (534 amino acids)
Molecular function (GO): sialyltransferase activity
Source: RefSeq, a predicted model, not a curated record
AACUCCCAUGGAAAAUAUCUACCCCAAAUCUAAAACAUAUUUGGAAGAAUUUCACUUUUAUAGGCUACUUGGGAAACUAAAAUCAUUAAUAAGCUUCUUUUUUAAUCUCACUAACUAGUUAUAGUAAGUUUAGGUACUUGCCUAAUUUGCUUGCUUUGAAGUCAAACAAGUAAUUUGGUGGGCCACGACACACAGUCCCCUAAAACACACGCAGAAAACUGCACGUGCCGCACUUCUUUUCUAAAACUUCAGAAUCUCCGAAUUCGGACAUGGAUGAAUCCAUCUCCUUCAUUUAUUUGGCGGCUGCCCCUAUGAAAUGGAGAUUAAUUUAUUUAUUCGCCUGAUUCGACCUCCCUUAGGAUGUGCGAAAAGAGCCCAAGUUCGAAACGUGGAUGAUCAUCAGUGGAAGAAUACAGUGAACAAUGGCGAGCAAAUCGGCGGCCGUUGAAUGGCGUCUUCACGACUAAAAGCUCAGCAGCCCACGUUCGAAUCCAAUGCAACACUGGCUACAAAUUCGGUGCCAUGGUGGAUUACUAAGGCGAAUGCGGAGAGAAGAAAGGCGGAUUUACAAGGGUGGCAUUCUAUGGCAUUAAAGCCCCUGCGCCUGUUCUUUGCAUUGCUGGCUGCCCUCACCUUCACCUGCAUGCUCAGCACAGAGCUCCCGUACUGGUUGGGUGUGCAGAGCACUGUGAACCAGAAGCUCAACAAGACUUUGCUUUCAUGGCCGACCCACAAGGCCGCCCUGGUCUCCCGUUCCCACCGCCUCCCAGUGAAUUUCACCCAGACUCUGUUAUCUUAUGCUGCAGUACAGAUUGGAGAGGCAGAGGAGCGCCGGCAGAUUGAAUACCUGCUGCAUGCAUCCAGGUUUUCCUAUAAUGGUAAUGAGCGGCCUGAGAUUUCUCAUCCCAGAUAUGCUAAUUACUGGCCGGCGUUCCGCCAUGCUCUACAGUCAUGGGUGCAAAACAAGCGCUAUGAGCCUACAGUUAUGACCCAACUCAUUGAUCUGGUAAAGCAGCCGCUAGACCAGCACUAUAUGAUCACUAAUCUAACGGAGCAGCAGGGGGCUGCAAAUCUGUCUGAGAUUCACAUUGACAAUCGAACAGAGCAGCAUGGCUACCCGCCCAAUUGGCAGAGUAAAACAGGGCAAAAACAGGGCCACCCAGUCGAUUUGCAGAGUAAAACAGGGCAAAAUCAGGGCUACCCAUUCGAUUUGCAGAGUAAAACGGGGCAAAAACAGGGGUACCCACUUGAUUUGCAGAGCAAACCAGGGCAAAAACAGGGGCACCAGCUCGAUAGGCAGAGUGAAACAGGGCAAAAACAGGGGUACUCGCUCGAUUUGCUCGAUUUGCAGAGUAAAACGGAGCGAAAACAGGGGUACCGCAGCUGCGCAGUGGUGGGCAACAGUGGAAUCCUGCUCCAGAAACUCCAUGGUGCUCUAAUCGACUCCCAUGACAUGGUGAUCAGGCUCAACAAUGCCCGGACUGCUCGGUUCGAAUCCCAUGUGGGUUCCAAGACAACCCUUGCCUUUGUGAAUUCAAACGUAUUUCAUUUCUGCUCCUUGCGGCCCCAGUGCUUGUGCCAUUCCUAUGGAGAAGCAGUCCCAAUUAUCAUGUACAUCUGCCAGCCUGUGCAUUUCAUGGACUACGCCUUCUGCAAUGCCUCCAAGAAGGUGCCCCUACUGGUCACAGAUGCCCGAUUUGAUAACCUCUGUGCUAGGAUUGUGAAGUACUAUUCGAUGAAGAAUUUUGUGGUGACUACUGGGAAGCACCCUGAGGAAUGGAGCUCUGCCCACGAGGGUGAGAUGUUUCAUUACUCCUCCGGAAUGCAGGCUCUAAUGCUGGCAUUGGGGAUCUGUGAGAAGGUUAGUUUGUUUGGGUUUGGGAAGAGUACUGGGGCAAAGCACCAUUAUCAUACUAAUCAGAGGCUUGAGCUCAGUCUCCAUGAUUACGAGGCAGAGUAUCAGUUCUAUUCUGAUCUGGUCAAUGGGUCGCAAUAUAUACCUUUUCUCAAUGAGGCCGGGAUCAAGAUUCCUCCGGUACAGAUAUAUUUUUGAUCGAUAUGUGUUCUGUCUCUUCUUCCGUUUUCAGUUCAAAUGGGUUUGGGGAUUCUUGAAUCCCUUCAAACUGUGCAAUGCUCAUUUUAUUCUUGCUGAUGAAAGCCGACUUCCAUGGAAGAACAUGUCGGAAAUGUGGGUUGUGCGUACUACUGUUGGUUGCAAUGUAAAAAAUGCACAUAACCAUAGUACAUCCAUCUUAUACUGGCUGUUUUAUGGCUCUAGUUUAACUAAUCCACUCCUCUAUUUGAUAACAAAAUGUUCAUAUGGCUCUAAAAGGAGUUGUUGAUUUGAUAUCCACAUUUGUUGAUUUAAUGUCUAAAUUUUUAUUUCUAAUGAAGACUAUUCAUAGUUGUUAAAAGCAAUCAAUCAUGUGAUGCCACAUCAGCUGCACAAAUAUGGAUCUCCCCUUUACACGACUAUUGGUCUCAC